Gambusia affinis (western mosquitofish) is the source of this 2632-nucleotide messenger RNA. RefSeq names its product signal-transducing adaptor protein 1-like. Gene Ontology annotation, molecular function: signaling adaptor activity; protein kinase binding. The coding region runs from base 177 to 1322 and encodes 381 amino acids. The record is from RefSeq and is a predicted model, not a curated record. The transcript is spliced from 10 exons. NCBI's taxonomy places the organism in Eukaryota, Metazoa, Chordata, Actinopteri, Cyprinodontiformes, Poeciliidae. Gene Ontology annotation, biological process: cell surface receptor protein tyrosine kinase signaling pathway; positive regulation of B cell receptor signaling pathway.
GCGCGAGAAAAGUUAUGAUAGCGGAUUUAUAGAGCAGUGAUAAUCUCAGGCAGUAAAUCAAUGCGUCUCAGCUCACACAAAGAAACACACAGAGGAGCUCAGUUUUCCCAGGACUCAGCUCAAAGGCUCACGAGCGUUGAAGCGAAACAGGUAAGGAGAAGAAACCUGUUGAUCUGAUGGAGGGCAGGCCGCACCCGAGAGUUGUCCACAGGAGGAGGGAGACAAUCACAGCUUUGCCUCUGUACCACUAUGGAAACCUGCUGAAGAAAAACCUCAGAGAGAAGGAUUUCAGGAACUUCUACGGAGAGCUCAGAGGAUCAACACUGUUUCUGUACAACAAUGAUACACAAGACACAUAUUCAGAAAGGCUGGACCUGGGGCUGAUAAAGUCCAUGGGCAUAGAGUCUCCUUAUAAAAACAAAGGGCCAACCAUUUUCACCUUAAGCUUGCCCCUGGAGGACGUGCAGUUAAAGAUGGAUAAUGCUGACACAGGAGAGGAAUGGAGAGGCUACAUUAUGACUCUGGUUAAUAAAGAGAUUCCCUCAGACCUUCAGGUGCUGCCUGGUCAGAAAAUGAAGCUGAAGGAGAUGCUGGCUCUGGAAAAGAAAAGAAACCCUCAUCUGCAGCGCCCUGAACUUCCUCCCCGACCGGGCUUCCUGCAGACUAAAGAUACUCCUGACAUGCCUGCUUGUUUUUUCGACGUGACCCGACAGGAGGCUGAAAGGCUGCUCAGUGAGAACCCGGAAAACGGAAACAUCAUCCUCCGCCCGUCCACCAUGCCCAAGAACUACGCCCUGACGCUCAGACAAAAGACCGACAGAGGGCAUGUCCUGAAGAACUACAGGGUGACCUCCACCAACGCUGGCUUUGUGAUCGAACUCGAGACUCCAAUAACAGUCCACUCACUGAACGAUGUACUGAAGUACUUCCUGGAGAAGACAGAGUAUCGCCUUCGUCCCUAUGUUGUAGCUCAACCCUACGAUACUCGGAUUGUGGCUCCUCCUCCGAGAUGUGUCAACGUGUCACCACCUGUGGUCCCCAAAGCUCAGGUGGCCCCCAUGCAGCGAUCCCAGGCCAAAGACAAGCAUCUUCCACCCGUUCCCAGGCCUGAUGAGGGAGAAUAUGUGAUACCAGAAGAACCCAUGAUGGACGAUCAUAUGAUGAUGAAAGCUCUGGUGACUGGUGAGCUUCAGGCAAUUUUACGAAUGAGAAAAGAAAACCUCUACGUGGACACUGGAAUGGACGAAGACUCCACAUACCUGAAUGAAGGUGAAAAAUUCAAAUCAAAGGUCCAGUGGACAACCAACGUCCCCAUGCCAUGAACUUUAACUUUCUGCCUAAUACGUGGCUCAAAGAUUACGGUACAUGUUUUACUGAGUUCUGCCACCAAAAUCCUUUUUUCUAUGGGGAUAUUAAAUGUGUGCAAAAGUUAAAUCGAAAAUAUAUGAGUUCUCAGUUAAUUUUCAGAGAGGCAGAAGUGUGUGGGAAUCUUUGAACUCCUUUCUUCCAACACUGUCCAGAGUUAAAAACAGUAAGCAAACAUAUAAACAGAAGUUUGGGUGAUUUAUUUCCAAAGAAAGUCACUUUACGCUUGAUGACAAAGACUUGUCAGCUACUUGUUUUAAAUAAAUGAAGUUGUGUAAUUAGAUUUUUUUUUCCAAAUUAGGGAAAUUUGGUCAAACACUAUAGAAGUCUCCAAGUCACACCUGCAAUCCAGUCAGAAAACCAGUGAAGGAGUAACAAUAUUUGCUAAAAAGAAAUAAUCUAAAAUUUGGUGCUUCUGAGGUUUUUUGAUAGGAACUUUAACUUCACACCAAACUAAGAAAGACUAUGUUUUAUUGUGAUCAGAGGGUUUUGCACGAUUCUAAGGGAGACAAUGUUUUUCAGAAGCACGUGUUAAUAUUCAACUUAUUUGUUGCAUUUUAUCAAUGCACUCUAUACUGUUUACAUAUCCCUCCAUAAAGCCGAUAAUGUCUGGAUUUGAUGCCAUUUCAUUAAGAAAAGCCUCCUGUGUCAAAAUGACUAGAAAACUGACAAGCUAACUGUAGAAGACUGAAAUAGCAGUUACUUCUUCUUUAAAGGUUUAAGGAAGUGUAAAUUUUUAAACGUACUGUGUUUUGCACCACCAGCCCUCCAUACUUUUGUAGCUUUAUCAUUAAAAGUAUUUUCUGAAACGGUUCCCUUAUGUCAUGAAGGGAUUGUCGGCUAGCAGUACCUACACCGAGCUCAAGACGAUCCAGAAUCUUCUGUCAUUCCACGGUGGUGGAAUGAGCUACGAACCGCGACCAGAACACGGGCGACCCUAACUUCAACAAACCCUAACGAUCCCAGCUCGCUACACUUAGAAAGUGUAGCGAGUAUAAUAGGCUAUAUUAACUAACCUGCCGUUGGCUACUAGUAGCCUGCUAGCAGUAGCCAACUACUGUUAGCUUUGACAUUAGCUGCAUUAUGUUAUAUCCUCAUGUGUCGGUGACUUCUGCCAAAUGCAUUUAUGUAAAAUGUGAUUUUGUUUCACAACUCACCGUUGACACUCCCAAAAAAAAACAAAAAACAUUUUUACAUGUGACAAUAAUUUGCCAAAACCAUCUUAUUGUGAACAUCGGCAGAUUUCCUGUUUAGAAAGCUGGUAAUC